Messenger RNA from Prosopis cineraria, 2028 nucleotides. RefSeq lists its product as uncharacterized. Lineage: Eukaryota; Viridiplantae; Streptophyta; Magnoliopsida; Fabales; Fabaceae. The coding region runs from base 493 to 1284 and encodes 263 amino acids. The record is from RefSeq and is a predicted model, not a curated record. The transcript has a single exon.
CUCUCCCCACAUUGUUUCACAUCUCUCUGUACUUCUCCAAAAAGCCAGCUUAAAUCAACGUAAACAAACAUGUCACUCAUGGUGGUUAAGGCUAGUUCCCAAGGUCUCCAUCAUCUUCCUUGAUUUUCCUGCAAACCCAUACGCCAUUUUCAUUCCCAAACCUUUCCUCCUCCACCUCCUCUUCUUUGGACCGCUUAAAGUUGCAAACUCGUUCUUGAUUCAUUUCAAGUGUCGGACACACUCAUCAGAGAGAGAGAGAGAGAGAGAGAAUUCAAUUCUUUCCUUCUUUUUACUUUCUGAAAAUCCAAUUCCUCUCUUUUACGUUAUUCUUGUUUCCUGACUUCCUUUUUAUUCUAGCCUUCCCUUUAUUUCCUUCUUUCUAGCUAUUCAACAGUACUAUCCAUCCUCCUCUGUUUUUUCUUUGCUGUUUUUUCUCUUCAAAUCUCGCUCUGGGUCUGUUUGGUUCCUAGUUUUUCCCAAAGAUUGAUCGAAAUGGCUGUCGAACUUUGCUCUGAGAAUUGUGGGGUUUCUACUAUGAGUCCGAGAAUCUCAUUCUCUCAUGAUUUCUCUCAAUCUGAUGUUAUCCCAGUUGAGCAAACUCCUUUCAGAUCAAACCCCUCUGGUUUGAACUCCAGCUUUGAUUUUGAUGUUUGUGUUCGUGAGAGCUCGGAGCAAGAGUCAUCUUCUGCAGAUGAGCUUUUCUCAGAUGGCAAAAUGCUUCCCUCUGAGAUCAAGAAGAAGAAGAAGAAAGCUCAUUUGAAGGAAACAGAGCAGUCACCACUUCCUCAUCUUCAUCAACCCCAGGUUCCACACACACACACUGUUCGUGAAAAUGCUUCAACCAGCAAAACAACCAAGAAUGGAAGCCUCAAAGAGAUCAAGCAGCAACGACCUGUUGUGAAUAAUGAUGAAGUGGAUGAGAAGCAGAAUUCUAAUACUAACAAGUCAUUCUGGGGAUUCAAAAGAAGCAGCAGCUGUGGUAGUGGUGGUUAUGGAAGAAGCUUGUGCCCUUUGCCACUUCUAUCCAGAAGCAACUCAACUGGUUCUGCUCCUACUCCAAGUGUUAAGAGGAUGCCACUUUCAAAGGAAGGUCCCAACAUGAAGCAAAAUCCCCAUAAACAUAAUCCCACAAGGCCUUAUCAAAAGCCUCCAUUAAAGAAAAUUCAUGGAUCUUAUGUUCAUAAUGGUGUUAGAGUCAACCCUGUUAUCAAUGUUCCGUCUGCAAAUUUAUUUGGCUUGGGUUCAAUCUUCUCCAGCAACAAAGAUAAGACCAAGAAGAAGUGAUCCAUGUAGAAAGUUCUAUAAGGGUAUGUUUAAAUUGAGGAGAAUGAUUCAUUUUUAACAUUUCAUUUAACUGUUAUUCUCCUCAGUCUAACAUAUCCAGAGAUAAGUAUAUAUCUAAAUAAGAACAAUUUGAUUCCUGUUCCCUGUCUCUCAAGUCUUCUUGAGCCAAAAAUAUCCUGAAUCUGCAAAUUAACUGGUCUCCAUCUUUCUUGUACUUUCUGGGAGGGUUUGACUAUGAUGUGGUUAGGAAAAUUAGGUAGAGGUAACAUUUUAGAGAGGUAAAGAAAAGGGUAUGAAACUUGCAGGAUCAGAGAGAGAGAGAGAGAGAGAGAGAGAGAGAGAAAGAUGAAAGAAGGGCAGGGAUGAUAUAAUGCAGGCACAUGGUUUGGGGCACAAAAUGACAGAUAAUGGUAGCUUUCAUGGCUGUCCCUUGCUGGUUUGUUUGUUGCUGUACUUUUGUUAUUUGGUCAGACAAUGUGUAAAUACAUUGAUUUCGAUUCAGGUUUCUUCUUUCAUCUUUCUUUUUAUUAUUUUCUUGUUCCUCCUCUUCUCUUCUUAUGCUUGCUGCUGACUCUGAAACAAGAGACUGAUAGAGAAGAGGGAAGCUGCUUUUAUGGGAUUUUAUGAUGUAAGAGAUUGGUGGCUUGUUCAUGUUCAUCUUCUGCAUUCGGUUGCUUUUGUUUUGUCCUUCAUUGAUUGUUUCAAUAAUAUAUUCUCUUCAGUGAGAUCUUUAUCUUCUUGUUA